Messenger RNA from Rhincodon typus (whale shark), 4470 nucleotides. It is a transcript of the gene kdm5ba, whose product is annotated as lysine (K)-specific demethylase 5Ba. NCBI's taxonomy places the organism in Eukaryota, Metazoa, Chordata, Chondrichthyes, Orectolobiformes, Rhincodontidae. Gene Ontology annotation, molecular function: histone demethylase activity; DNA binding. Bases 484 to 4455 code for a protein of 1323 amino acids. Gene Ontology annotation, cellular component: nucleus. Gene Ontology annotation, biological process: chromatin remodeling. The record is from RefSeq and is a predicted model, not a curated record. The transcript is spliced from 24 exons.
GUAUUGUAUCAAUGCGCUCGAUAUAAACAGACGGUCACUACGUUGCUCCGGUUCGAUUUCAGACCUUCAGUGUGUUGCGGCGUCGAUGCUGGGCGGGCAGAGCUCGUUUCGCAGCGAUUGUACGCUGUACGUUGGGGCGCACCGGCGGUGUGUUCGCGCGAACUGGUUGCUGCGCGGAAGGAGCUGGCCGAGUGUGAGGCGGUGCUGCGCCGUUUCAGAGCGAGACGGAGCAACGGAAAAAAAAAAGCUGGUGAUCGGCUCGAGGCCUGGGGGGGCCGCGACACCGAAUAUCGCGUGAGGCCGGGGCGCCGUGACACCAAGGUCGGUACGAGGCCGGGGCGCCGCGACGCUGAGUACAGCGCGAGGCCGGGGCGCCGCGACACGGAGUACAGCGCGAGGCCGGGGCGCCGCGACACGGAACCGCCAGUAACCGUCGCCCGAGGCCGGGCCGCUAUCGCACUGAGUCCCCCGGCAGGCAACACCAUGAACCCGGCGGUGGAGUUCAUCCCCCCGCCCGAGUGCCCGGUCUUCGAACCCACUCCGGAGGAGUUCGCCGACCCCUUCAGUUUCAUCAGCAAGAUCCGGCCCAUCGCCGAGAAAACUGGCAUCUGCAAAGUCCGUCCGCCACAGAAUUGGCAGCCGCCCUUUGCUUGUGACGUUGAUAAACUGCACUUCACCCCACGAAUUCAGAGACUGAAUGAACUUGAGGCUCAGACCAGAGUAAAACUCAAUUUUCUUGACCAGAUAGCAAAAUUCUGGGAGCUACAGGGCUCAACAUUAAAAAUUCCACAUGUGGAAAGGAAGAUCUUGGAUUUGUUUUUACUCAACAAGCUUGUUGCAGAAGAAGGUGGAUUUGAAAUAGUUUGUAAGGAACGGCGAUGGUCUAAGAUCGCGCACAAGAUGGCAUAUCCACCUGGAAAAGCAUUGGGCUCACUUCUUCGAUCGCACUACGAGCGUAUACUGUAUCCAUAUAAUCUUUUUCAGUCUGGAGCCAGUCUUCUGUGUGUCCAGAAACCAAGUCUGAUCAAUGAUGAGAAAGACCAAGAGUACAAGCCACAUGAUAUUGUUCAGCGACAAUCUCUGCACUCUUCAGAAAUGAGCAUGCCAGCCCGACGAGCGAAACGCAUGAGAUCAGAGGUGGGAUGCGUAAAGACAGAGGCGAGUGACAUUAUGGAGGUUCACGCUCAUGACUUACGACCCAAAACCAGGAGUGGAUCAAUGAAAUGUGAAAGUGAGAAGUACAAUAUGCAUGGAAUGAAGAAAGAGGGAAGUGAGAAUCGUCCUACUGAUUCAGAGCGAGCCAGGCCACUCAGAAACAACAGGAAUAUGACCACCUCAAAUAUUGUGGACCUGUAUGUUUGCCUGAUCUGUGGACAAGGCAAUGAAGAGGAUCGACUUCUGCUCUGUGAUGGCUGUGAUGACAGUUACCACACCUUCUGCUUAAUUCCACCCCUACAAGAUGUUCCUAAAGGUGAUUGGAGGUGUCCAAAGUGUCUUGCUCAGGAGUGUAGCAAGCCUCAAGAAGCUUUUGGUUUUGAACAAGCUCCUAGGGACUACACACUUCGUGCAUUUGGAGAAAUGGCAGAUGCCUUUAAAUCAGACUACUUCAAUAUGCCAGUUCAUAUGGUUCCAACUGAACUGGUGGAAAAGGAAUUCUGGCGCUUGGUUAGUACCAUUGAAGAAGAUGUUACUGUAGAAUAUGGAGCUGACAUUGCUUCAAAAGAAUUUGGUAGUGGCUUCCCCAUCAAAAAUGGCAAAAUUAAACUGCGACCUGAUGAACAGGAGUACUUUGAUUCAGGAUGGAAUUUAAACAAUAUGCCUGUUCUGGAACCAUCAGUUUUGACGCACGUUAGUGCAGAUAUCUGUGGAAUGAAAUUACCAUGGCUCUACGUAGGGAUGUGCUUCUCCUCCUUCUGCUGGCACAUUGAAGAUCACUGGAGCUACUCUAUAAACUACCUGCACUGGGGAGAACCUAAGACAUGGUAUGGAGCACCAGCAUACGUGGCAGAACAGCUGGAGAAUGUUAUGAAGAGACUGGCGCCUGAGCUGUUUGAAUCCCAGCCUGACCUUCUGCAUCAGCUGGUCACCAUCAUGAACCCUAACACUCUGAUGGCUCACGGAGUGCCAGUUUAUAGAACUAACCAGUGUGCAGGAGAGUUUGUCAUCACGUUCCCCAGAGCCUAUCACAGUGGUUUUAACCAGGGCUUCAACUUUGCUGAAGCUGUGAAUUUCUGCACGAUGGACUGGCUACCAAUGGGCCGACAGUGUGUGGAACAUUAUCGUCUUCUGAAUCGUUACUGUGUUUUCUCUCACGAUGAAAUGAUUUGUAAGAUGGCAUCCAAGUCUAAGGAUCUGGAUGUAGCUUUAGCAUCUGCUGUCUAUAAGGAUAUGAUCAUUAUGAUAGAGGAAGAGAAGAAAUUGCGGGAAGCUGUUCGCAAAAUGGGAGUAAUUGAAUCUGUGCGAGAGAACUUCGAGCUAUUGCCUGAUGAUGAGCGACAGUGUGCAAAGUGCAAGACUACGUGUUUCUUGUCUGCAAUCUCGUGCAUUUGUAAAUCCAAUCAACUGGUUUGUCUGUACCAUGCUAAAGAACUUUGUUCAUGUCCACCACACAGAUGUCAUCUAAGGUAUCGCUAUGCUUUGGAUGAUCUCUAUCCGAUUCUAAGUGCAUUGAAAUUGCAUGUAGCAACGUAUGAUGAAUGGUCUUCCAAAGUGACUGACGCCCUGGAAGCGAAAGAUAAUGAAAAGAAGAGCCUCUCUGAUUUCAAAUCAAUGGUAGAGGAAGCAGAGAAGAAAAAGUUUCCAGAAAAUGAUUUGUUGAAACAGCUGAGGGAAGCUAUUGUAGAAGCAGAAAAGUGUGCCUCUGUUGCCCAGCAACUACUUAAUAACAAACGACAAACCAGAUAUCGUUCUGGUGGUGGGAAAUCCCAAAACCGACUGACUGCUGCAGAGCUUCAAGCAUUUGUCAAACAACUGUAUGCUCUACCCUGCGUCAUUGAUCAGGCUCCUUUACUGAAGGACCUUUUACAUUCUGUAGAAGAUUUUCAGCAGCGCUCUGAGAAGGCUGUUUCUGAUGAAAGACCCAAUACUUCUGAGCUACAGCAACUAAUGGAUCUCAGUUUUGGAUUUGACAUAGAAUUACCACAGCUGCAGCAUCUUCGAGAACGUUUAGAGCAAGCACGGUGGCUAGAUGAAGUGCAGUUGGCUCAUGCUACGUCUGAUUCAUUCAGUUUGGAUGAAAUGAGACGGCUGAUUGACUCUGGUGUAGGUUUGGUGCCUCAUCAAGCUGUAGAGAGGGCCAUGGCUCAGCUGCAGGAACUCCUCACGGUCUCUGAACAGUUGGAAGAGAAAGCUCACAAUUUGCUGAAGACCAGACCUCCGCACUCCCUGACAAACCUAUUGGCUGCCUUGGAAGAAGGGGGAGCUAUUCCUGCGUAUUUGCCUAAUGUCCUUGUUCUGAAGGAAGCUGUACAGAAGGCUCGAAGCUGGCUUGAAGAAGUGGAGAUUUUUCAGAGUUCUGAUGAGCACCCUCCAGUGGAAACAUUGGUAGAACUUGUCACACGUGGCCGUGCAAUCCCAGUACGUUUGGAUCCACUUCCUCAACUUGAGUCCCUUCUUGCAGAUGUUGAGAGCUGGAGAGAGUGUGCAGCUAAAACUUUUCUAAGAAAGAACUCCACUUGUUCCCUUUAUGAGGUACUGUGUCCCAGGUCAGACAUUUGUGCAACUGGGUUGAAAAAGAAAACUAAGAAAUCAAAAGAAAGUUCACAGAAUGGAAAAGGGAAAGUUCCAAAACUACAAAGUGUGGCAUCGUUCCAUGAAGCCAGACUAAAGGAAAUGGAGUCAUUCCGCUCCCUCCAAACAGCAAAUUCCAUGAAAUUUCUCUCUGAUAUGGACUGUAUGGAAACAAAGGUCUGUGUUUGUCAGAAGGCUGCAACUGGCUCCAUGCUGCAGUGUGAGCUUUGCAAAGACUGGUUCCAUAGCAGCUGUGUCUCAAUGGUGAAUACUCACCAUGGGGAGCUACCCUGGCUCUGCCCACUUUGUCAGCGAUCAGAAAAACCAUCAUUUGAGCAAAUCCUCCCAUUACUCACGACAGUACAAAAGAUUCCUGUCAGACUGCCAGAAGGUGAAGCACUAAAUUAUGUUUUUGAACGAGCUAUGAACUGGCAACAUCGGACAGAGCAGCUUCUUAGCAGAGAUGAACUGCGCUUGGCCCAAAUAACAUCACAAGUAGCAAUCCAGGCAUGGCAGGGAAUGACAAAACAAAUGGCUGCCACUGAACUAGAGAAACGAGUGGCUGAAGGUAACUUGCAGGUGAAUUCUGGCAAUGAGAGUGAGCUUAUUACUGCAGUUUGUAAUACCAAUCCAUUUGAAAAGGAGAAGAUUGUAAGAUACAGACCUCCAUGGCAGACCUGCAUUCCAGCUCAAGGUUUGUACUUGGGUUAUAUUCUCACAUGUUAACACAUCUUGCUGGCA